CUGAUACUGCCACAACCUGUCUCAGCAGGCCCUGAGACCAAUGUAAUGGACACUCUGGGAGCCAUAAUCGACAAGUUUUGGGCCAUGCUGCUCAACCGUGCAAGGCAAACAACAACCACACGGGAGCCCAAUAAGGAAGACCGUGUAAGCAAUAAGGAGCGGCCUGGGAGGCCUCUUAUGGGCCGACAGCUACCCCACACUAAUCCGACUACACUAAAGCGACGGAAGCCGCAGAAACAACACUACCGGCUGAGACGCCCUGCCCACCGCUGCCGUGAAUACCACCACUUGUCCUGGGCUACAUGGAGAAACCACCACGGCCACCUCUGAGCCGCUCCCCAGGCCGUCCAGGGAAAGGCAUCUCCCCACCAAACGAGAGAGCCGCUGCCUGGCGUGUCACCACCAUGCUGGACAGUCUGGUAAACCCUGUGGGCAUAGGCUGAAAGGGAUCAACCCGAGUGACAUGUGGAGCUGGGGCCACCCCUAUACAAUUAACCUCUUCACAGGACAUUGUAAC
Molecule: messenger RNA, 517 nt
Organism: Pelobates cultripes (western spadefoot toad)
Lineage: Eukaryota; Metazoa; Chordata; Amphibia; Anura; Pelobatidae
Source: the annotation of a GenBank genome assembly